Molecule: messenger RNA, 2469 nt
Organism: Cyprinodon variegatus (sheepshead minnow)
Lineage: Eukaryota; Metazoa; Chordata; Actinopteri; Cyprinodontiformes; Cyprinodontidae
Gene: elovl4a
Product: elongation of very long chain fatty acids protein 4-like
Exons: 6
Coding region: 1-963 (320 amino acids)
Biological process (GO): fatty acid elongation, saturated fatty acid; very long-chain fatty acid biosynthetic process; fatty acid elongation, monounsaturated fatty acid
Cellular component (GO): endoplasmic reticulum; endoplasmic reticulum membrane
Molecular function (GO): fatty acid elongase activity
Source: RefSeq, a predicted model, not a curated record
AUGGAGAUUGUCACACAUUUAAUUAACGACACCAUAGAGUUCUACAAAUGGACCCUAACCAUAGCAGACAAGCGAGUGGAGAAAUGGCCUCUGAUGGACAACCCGCUCCCCACGCUGGCUAUCAGCACCUCCUAUCUGCUCUUCCUUUGGCUGGGCCCCAAAUACAUGAAGAACAGAGAGCCCUUCCAGCUCCGCAAGACCCUCAUCGUCUACAAUUUCAGCAUGGUCUUCCUCAACUUCUUCAUCUUUAAAGAGCUCUUUAUGGCGGCUCGGGCAGCACAGUACAGUUACAUAUGUCAACCAGUGGACUACUCAGACGACCCCAAUGAAGUCAGGGUAGCAGGAGCUCUCUGGUGGUAUUUCAUCUCCAAAGGCAUUGAGUACCUGGACACAGUAUUUUUCAUUCUGAGGAAAAAGUUCAACCAGGUUACCUUCCUGCACGUCUACCACCACUGCACCAUGUUCACGCUCUGGUGGAUUGGCAUCAAGUGGGUGGCAGGAGGACAGUCCUUCUUUGGUGCACACAUGAAUGCACUAAUCCACGUCUUGAUGUAUCUGUAUUAUGGCUUGGCCUCCUGUGGACCAAGAAUCCAAAAGUACCUUUGGUGGAAGAAGUACUUGACCAUCAUCCAGAUGGUCCAGUUCCACGUCACCAUCGGCCACACUGCUCUGUCACUCUACGUCAACUGUGACUUCCCCCACUGGAUGCACUACUCCCUCAUCUGCUACGCCAUCACCUUCAUCGUCCUGUUCGGCAACUUCUACUACCAGACCUAUCGCCGCCAGCAGCCCACACGCCGCGAUGCCUCCUCUUCUACGAAGGCAGGCAAACAUGUGUAUAACGGGAACCUGAAUGGGCUAAGCAGAGCUGCAAAUGGAACGCCGCUAGUGACGAGCAAAGAGGAGAAGCCCCAGGAGAACUCAGGGAGGAGAAAGAGGAAAGGACGUGCCAAAAGGGAUUAGAGGUGGAGGUUAGGGAAGGGUGGGCUAUGGCCUCUGGUCUAAAACAUGUAAUGAUUAAUUUGAAAAGGAUUUAGAGGGAUGGAUGUUUAUUUCUUUAAGUCACAAUAACCUGAGUUGUUGUAGAUAAAAAUUAUGAGCUAUUGUAUGAGGAGAGAAUGGAUCUGUUAAAAGGAGGUGUCAAAGGUCAAAAGCGAAAUGGCCGCUAAUAAAUAACCCAAAAUGGAAACAAAGGGUUUGGAUAUAUCAUGGAAUUCCGUCUCUUUACCGUGGUUUAGAUGUGGUAGAAAACAAGGUAUUCAGAUUCCAAACAUGGAGCCUGAACAGGGAGAGGUCUCAUAGAUCCCUCUUGGCGGUUUUGUAACAGCUCCGUCAGGGGAGGCCUGAGCUGCAGUGAAUAACAGACACUGCUGUAAUGAGACGGUAAUACAGAUGGUAACACACGCACAAACAUUUCACUUUUUACUUGAACUUACAAUUUAUCAGUUUGUCACCUUAUAGGUAUAAAAAUGUUAUCAAUGUCUUUUUGUCCACCUUUUAUUUAAGCUUGUCAAUGCAACGUCUUUUAUUUGUUCAGAUGUCUUUUUUGGUUAUUUUUCCUUUCAUAUAAGGGAUCCAAUCAUGAGGACACCAUCCAUUUAUAUGCAGAGAAGAGUAAACUGUACAUAGAAACAAAAAAGAAGAAAACGCUCCUUUUAGAGAGGGAUGAUCUUGUUCCAUCAUUGCUAAUCCCUCAUGGGAUAGAUCAUCUCUUGAGAUUUGCUUGUAUAUGAUUAGAACUUGUUUUAUAUUCCCAUACCUGUUUGUCAUGUGAUAUAAUGUUACCAGUGUCCAGCGAGAUUCUCUGUUUCCCCACUCUGACUGAAAAAAAAAUGUUUUUUUUUUGUUGUCUGACAUGUUUAUCUGUCUUUUUCAUGUUAAACCUGCUGUAUGUCUUGGUACCAGAGACAGAGGAUGUUGGGUUCUGGGUUCCGCAUUUGCAUUAAAACCUUCAUCUCUGCUCUCUUCAAUUAAGAUACCUUUACAUCUUCGAAAUAUAUCUGUUUGCAGACAAAUGCUCAGACCUUGAGCUACAUUGAAUGUAAAUGUAUCUGCAAAAAGACUCAGCUUAAAAGAUGUACAUUUCCCUCCUUUUUUUCUCUGUGUUUUCACUAUUUAAACAUAAAGCUGGUUACAGGUAUGUUACGCCACUGUACAAAAUACUUUUUCAUUGACUUGUCGAAGCAUAGCGUGUAUCAGCUCUCUAUCCGCAAUCUACCAAUGCUUUUAUUAUUAUUAUUAUUUAUUAUCAAAUAUUUAAUCUUAUGUAAAUACUUGUUCCCAUCUUCAUCAGUGUUUUUCUGUGUAUCUGUCUUUUUUUUCCUGAUGUACAGAUUACAUUGUGAUUUUUUGUACUCUGCUCAUUUAAGAGUGGACUUUUCUCUGUCCCAAAGCCCCUUGGUAGUUUUCUUUCUUGCAUUUCUUUUGGUAUUAUAACUUAAAACUGUCUCAAAUUGAAUAAAAACUAAU